AUGGCAGAAGUGACUUGUAACCACUGGAGUUUGACCACAAGCCAAGCCAUAAAGCUGUGUGCUUUCUGUCCUCACAGGUAUUUGAACCAGACCCUACCAGAAGAUGUAUCAACAGCAGAGCAUUCUCUGAACAGGGAGAAAUUCGCUCUUUUGAAACAAGCCCUGAAUGUAAUUGGCUUCAGUCACUUGGAAGUAGAGAAUCUCUUUGUGAUCCUGGCAGCGAUAUUACACAUUGGAGACAUUCGAUUCACUGCUCUGACCGAGGCCAACUCUGCGUUUGUCUCUGACCUCCAGUUUCUGGAACAAGUGGCCGGAUUGUUACAAGUAUCAACUGAUGAGCUGGUGUCUGCUCUAACAACUGAUAUCCAGUAUUUUAAAG
Molecule: messenger RNA, 379 nt
Organism: Leptonychotes weddellii (Weddell seal)
Lineage: Eukaryota; Metazoa; Chordata; Mammalia; Carnivora; Phocidae
Source: RefSeq, a predicted model, not a curated record